This is a messenger RNA of Asterias rubens (European starfish), 1325 nucleotides long. Its product is annotated as polymerase delta-interacting protein 2-like. Bases 18 to 1067 code for a protein of 349 amino acids. The record is from RefSeq and is a predicted model, not a curated record. Gene Ontology annotation, biological process: error-free translesion synthesis. Gene Ontology annotation, molecular function: DNA binding. Gene Ontology annotation, cellular component: mitochondrial nucleoid; nucleus. NCBI's taxonomy places the organism in Eukaryota, Metazoa, Echinodermata, Asteroidea, Forcipulatida, Asteriidae. The transcript is spliced from 11 exons.
AAGUGAAAUAAUCAAACAUGGCGACCUGCGUAGGAAGAAUUGUUGUGCAAGCAUCUCAGAGAAAUUGUGCCUUUUUAAUGGUUUCUGCUCAAAACAAACUAGCAAAUAGGAGACAGUUAGCUACAAAAAAAUUGUUGACAGUUGGUCGACUUGAAUCCCCAAAGCAGCAAGGAAAGUACGUCACUGGACAGCUAUUUCUCCAUAGAAUAUUUGGUUACCGAGGUAUCUUACUGUUCCCAUGGUUAGCAAGAUUAUAUGACCGAGAUGUAGCAGGGAAUAAGCAAGCAAGCCCACCCUUAACUGCAGAAACUGGAGAGCACGUACACACAGACAACAAAGAAGUCAAAGGAAAGACACACAUUUACUACCAGGUCCUGAUUGAUAGCAGAGAUUGUCCAUUCAUUCGUGCACAGACGGAGGCUGUUACGUUCCUUGGUAAUCAAGACAACAAUAGGUCUCUGUAUGCGAUCCCAGGUUUAGACUAUGUCGCUCAUGAAGACAUCCUUCCAUAUUCAACAACAGAGAAGAAUCCAAUCCAACAUGAACUCUUUGAUAAGUUCUUAGAACAGAAUUCAGGCCUAGAUCCUAACUUUGUAGCUAAGGACACAUUGAAGGCGUGGCAAGAGAAGAAUCAUCCAUGGUUAGAGUUAUCAGAUGUUCAUAGAGAAACAACAGAGAAUGUUAGAGUUACUGUUAUCCCAUUCUAUAUGGGUGCAAGGGUUUCACAAGACUCAAGUGUGUACUGGUGGAGAUACUGCAUCAGGCUGGAGAAUCUUGGGGAAGAGACAGUCCAACUGAGGGAACGACACUGGAGAAUAUUCAGUCUAUCUGGAACUCUAGAGACAGUUAGAGGAAGAGGUGUUAUUGGACAGGAGCCCAUCUUAUCGAAGGAACAACCGGCUUUUCAGUACAGCAGUCAUGUUUCACUGCAAGCCCCAAGUGGCCAUAUGUGGGGAACAUUCAGAAUAGAGAAGAGCAAUGGUCAAACAUUUGACUGUAGGAUUCCACCUUUCACAUUGGAGAGUAAGCAAGAUGACCAGCCGAACCCUCAUGGAUUCUUUGGAUAAGAGCCUCAAACAUUGUCACAUCCUCCUUCCUCAUAACCUCCUUCCCAACAAACUGCUCAAGAUUCACCGAUUACCGAUUGAUGUUUGGAUAAAGAUAUGAUGCUAGAUCUGGGGCCCAAUUUCUUAAAGCUGUUAAGCAAAUACUGCUUAGCAAACUUUUAUGCUGAGCCAAGCAUGAGUGGGGUCCAGUCGAAACAAUGUAACCAGCUAAUCAGUUUCGGUUAGUCAAGAUUUUUCUGCGCUUAGCAAUGUUUUAUG